CUCAUCUUGCCCUGCCACUCUCUUUCGUUGCUGCGAUAUCGACUAUCAAUCCAUCAAUCCACAGCAUAUCCAGCCUUGUAGGCGCAAUAAAGCCUGCCUACUCCCGUUGAUCUGUUCGUUUGUGCAUCAAGACAAGACAAGAUGAAGGCUACCGUUCUCAUUCUGUCACUCCUUACCGCCAGCGUCGCUUCUUCGAGGUCGUUGUUCGGCGCUACAAAUCAAAAUGCGCUCGUCGAUGAACCCCAGUUCCCUGUCCCAGGCAAGAACCCAUUGAAUUUCUGUGCCGACCCCAAAGACUAUAUCCUCGAAGUUGACUACGUUGACCUGUCGCCUAAUCCACCUCUACCGGGUCAGAAGUUGACUAUUACUGCAAAUGGCACUUUCCACAAAGAUAUCGAGCCUGGUGCUACAGUCUUCCUCCAAGUCAAAUACGGAUUGAUCACUCUCAUCAAACAAGAAGCCGAUCUCUGCGACAACUUACCUCAAAUAGACAUGUCAUGCCCGAUCAAGGAGGGUGUUAUGACACUGAAGAAGGAAGUCGACAUCCCUAAGCAAGUACCUCCCGGGAAAUACACUGUGCUGGCCGACGUCAACACUGUCGACAAGGAGAAGAUUUCAUGCAUGGAAAGCACCGUUUUCUUCUCAAGGGGAUGAGCAGCUGCAGGAGGACUGAGGACGGUGGAAGUCAGGAGAUCGCUCUAGCAGCGGGCGCUGUCUUAUUCCAUGCACAUACAUCAUUUGUCUUGCUUGUUAGGCGUUGGUCCCCGGGUAUCGAGUUAUAAGCGGUCUCAAUCAGUUCUGCCCUAAUGACGAAGCAGUGAAAAUGAGGCUUUCGUAUACAAUGGGCUUGAGCAUUCUAUCGACAAAUUUCUGCUUCCUAUUCUUGUUCCGUGUUGCAAGUUGCCGAAAGUCAUCCUGCAUGCACGAUAACCCUUUGGCAGGAACCCAGAUUACAGCUAUACGUUCUAUAGCUCUCAGUGGCGAAUAGAUACGGCCUGUCUUGUCUGCAAAAUCACAGCGAUGCAAGGAGCCUUCCACGCUCAUCUGGAGGCUGGAGCAUCCCAAAGCUCUUCAGCAUUAUCUCUGAAAAGAUUUUCUACUAGUCCAGUAUCCGUUCCACACCACUCAAAACACUUCUCAAUAAAUGGCACGGAGUCGAUGUCAUCAAACCUCGUAUGAGGCCAAUCCGUGCCAUACACGACACGGCUUUUAGCCUCCUUGAUCAAUUCCCUUCCGAUUGGGUCCAGAUCUCGCAUACCAGGAUCUUUCGACAACCUGUAUGGCGCGGACAGCUUGAUCCAAGUAGUCUUCUGCAGGAGUGCGACUAAAGAUUCAAAUCCAGGUAAUGCGUAGGGAGGAACAGCUCGCGACGGAUCAUACGGCUCCGGUAGAGACGGCCAGCCGAAAUGAUCAAUACAGAUUUUCACCCCUAGAUCCGGGACGAUCUUUUCAAGUGGAAUUGCAAGCCUCAAGGGAAUGUACAAUUGCAGCACCCAAUUGAAGGGCCUGAGGACACGAGCGUAGGCUUGCAACUCGCUUCGCAGCUCUGACUCAGUGACUUCUCUUCCCACAGAGACCAGGUUGACGCGAGCUCCCCGGACACCCAGGGCGUGCCAUUUCUGCAUAAUAUUCUGGUCGAUAUUGGUUGGAUCGAGGCCGACUACUGCCCGGCCGUGAUUUGGCGUCAAUUCACGCAAUGCCUCAAGCAUGCAUGAAUUGUCAUUGCCGUAGAUUGAGGGCUGGACUAGGACCAUGUUU
This is a messenger RNA of Exophiala xenobiotica, 1758 nucleotides long. RefSeq lists its product as uncharacterized. The record is from RefSeq and is a predicted model, not a curated record. Lineage: Eukaryota; Fungi; Ascomycota; Eurotiomycetes; Chaetothyriales; Herpotrichiellaceae. Gene Ontology annotation, molecular function: sterol binding. Gene Ontology annotation, biological process: intracellular sterol transport. The transcript is spliced from 3 exons. Bases 142 to 654 code for a protein of 170 amino acids.